AUUUCUGCCACGUUUCUUUUUCAACUAACAACAUGAAAUCCAUUCAUAAAGCUUUGGCUGCUCUUUUUGCUUUGAUUCUUUUCCAUUUGUUCAUCUCCUCCCAACCGUCCGUCCUCUGUGAUAGAACCAUUCUGAAGAUCAGAACGCAACCAAGGAGAUUGCUAGGUUCUUUUGCUUCCUUUUCUGCUAAUCAAAACAAGUUGAGUGGAGCUACUCAAGAUUCCAAGAAAGCUGUGGAGACAGGUCUAAGGAAAGCCCCACCAAGUGGUUCAAAUCCUAUACAGAACAAGUAAUAGAACAGUGUUUGUGUAGAGAUCUCAGGAAGAAAGAGAAACAAGUCUUCUUUCUGCAUUUUUGCAGUUGUCUUACUUUUAUGUUUGAUAGGCAGGAGAAUUGGAUCUCAAUACAGUCCCUCCUAAUUUUUCCUCUGUGCGUCAAAAAAUUAUUCUAUAUUUUCUUGGAAGUCUUUGUUUUAAAGUAGAUUUAGAAGAAGAUGAGGUGAAAGUAUAUUUAGGUAACCCUGUAAGAACACAUUAUAUAUAGUAUAGUUCUUUUUCAGAAGAUCUGCAGUUUCUCGUCAGUGACUUGUUUGCUAACAUUUCUGCAAAACAUGUACUUUGUCUCAGAAGAUCACCAGUUUGUCAUAGGUCUUCCGAGAGUAAUUCUUUUUUUCUUUUUUUUUUUCAAUUAUACAUUUUGCAGAAACUGCAAGAUGAUGUACCAUCUUCUCUCCUUUUCUUCCUAGUUUUCUACUCAUGGCUUCACAUGAUGAACAAAUGGACUGAUUGGCA
Messenger RNA from Rubroshorea leprosula, 791 nucleotides. The record is from the annotation of a GenBank genome assembly. Lineage: Eukaryota; Viridiplantae; Streptophyta; Magnoliopsida; Malvales; Dipterocarpaceae.